Messenger RNA from Helicoverpa armigera (cotton bollworm), 2151 nucleotides. Its product is annotated as dihydrolipoyllysine-residue succinyltransferase component of 2-oxoglutarate dehydrogenase complex, mitochondrial. The transcript is spliced from 2 exons. Gene Ontology annotation, biological process: tricarboxylic acid cycle. Gene Ontology annotation, molecular function: dihydrolipoyllysine-residue succinyltransferase activity. Gene Ontology annotation, cellular component: mitochondrion; oxoglutarate dehydrogenase complex. Lineage: Eukaryota; Metazoa; Arthropoda; Insecta; Lepidoptera; Noctuidae. The record is from RefSeq and is a predicted model, not a curated record. Bases 331 to 1737 code for a protein of 468 amino acids.
UUGAAUUGGAUGCGAAAGACCAAUCGAACCGAGAUAAAUGUAGGUCCACGGGCCACAUCUAAACUCUGAAAUUCUCGAAAAGCAGCGUCAAAAUAUAAGUGAAGUAUCAGUUCAGUACGUUGUAGCAUCAGUGAGAACGCGCUAUGCAUUGAAUAACGCUUGUAAAUAGCUAAACAAACUCGAAUAUCUAACACUGGUCGUGGUUAAAAACUGUCAUGAGAUCUAAGCUUAUGUAACAUUUUAUGUCCGUAAAAUAACGUUGUAAAUACCUGAUAGCGGUUGUUUACCUCCACCAGAAGGGUAAAAAAAAUCUCAUCAAAAAUACUCACGAUGCUUCGACGCUGCUCCAAGCAUCUGCAGACCCUCUACCGGAGGCAGGGGCAAACCCUCCGGUUCAAGUCCACAGAGGCUCCCAAGGUCUUCGGAGCCCUGAGCCAGGCCGCUGCCCGGACCACCCAGCCACGCGUCCUUAGCGCAGCACAAAACCAAAUCGCGACCAUCCAUUUCACCAACCAACUCUUUGCCGAACAGGAUGUCAUGACUCCAAGCUUCCCCGACUCCGUCUCUGAAGGAGACGCGAAGAUCGAAAAGAAGGUCGGCGAUGCCGUCGCCAUGGAUGAGGUCGUCAUGGAAAUCGAGACCGACAAGACCGCCUUACCCGUCAUGGCGCCAGGAAACGGUAUCAUCAAGGAGUUCUACGUCAAGAACGGUGAUACUGUGAAGGCUGGACAGAAGCUGUUCAGGCUGGAGUUGACUGAAGGCGCCCCGCCCCCGAAAGCGGCUGCCCCGCCUGCGCCUGAACCUCCUAAGGCUGAGGCUCCUCCUCCACCGCCCCCGGCCGCUGCUGCCCCGCCCCCACCGCCACCACCAGCGGCCGCGGCUCCUCCCCCACCGCCACCACCAGCACCUAAGGCUGAAGCUCCCCGCGCGGCUCCCAUCUCCUCAAUCCCCGUAGCGGCCAUCCGUCACGCGCAAUCCAUCGAAACCGCGACUGUCAAAGUCCCCCCCACUGACUACAGCAAAGAAAUGGCGGGAACUCGCACCGAACAGCGCGUCAAGAUGAACAGGAUGCGUCAGCGUAUCGCACAGCGGCUGAAGGAGGCGCAGAACACCAACGCCAUGCUUACGACCUUCAACGAGAUCGACAUGUCUCAUAUCAUGGCCUUCAGGAAGAAGCAUCUGGAUGCCUUCACCAAGAAACAUGGUGUCAAACUCGGUCUAAUGUCUCCGUUCGUGAAGGCAGCAGCCAACGCGUUGAUGGACCAGCCCGUCGUCAACGCUGUCAUCGAAGACCAGGAAAUCAUUUACCGUGACUACGUAGACAUCUCUGUUGCCGUCGCGACUCCCAAAGGUCUGGUCGUGCCGGUCGUGAGGAAUGUACAAAAUAUGACGUAUGCUGACAUUGAGCUGACCAUCGCUGGUUUAGCAGAGAAGGCCAAGGGCGGCAAGCUAACAAUUGAAGAAAUGGAUGGUGGUACUUUCACUAUCAGUAACGGUGGUGUAUUUGGUUCCUUGAUGGGCACACCCAUUAUCAACCCUCCUCAGUCCGCUAUUCUUGGAAUGCACGGUAUCUUCGAGCGACCAAUCGCGCUAAAUGGUCAGGUCGUAAUCCGACCAAUGAUGUACAUCGCGUUGACUUACGACCACAGGCUUAUUGACGGUCGUGAAGCUGUCAUGUUCCUUAGGAAAAUCAAGGAAGGUGUCGAAGACCCAGCGACCAUCAUUGCUGGUUUGUAAAAAGUUACAACCACCCGACCAGAAAACUAGCGAGUUACCAUAAGAUACUGAACAAAGCUUCGCAGGUCGGAGAGAGGGGUUUAAAAAUCAUGUAAAAUAUGCAGAAUCAAUCAGUAGAGUGUUAGAUUCCGAAGUGUAUGCACGUGCGUUGACAGCUCCGUUAAUUUUCUGUUAUUUAUUGAAGUUCGCCUCGUAUUCUGUAUAUGUAUUAUUUAUCGUGUCUAAGUAAUAAUUGUCCAGAAGUACACUGUUACCUAAAUGUGAAGACAUAAAAGCAUCGUUUUAUUUAUUUUUGUUUUAAUUUAAAGAGGAAUAUAUCUUAGAUAUUUUGGGCACGCCUAAGUGGUAAAUUUACAGUAUUCGACUUUUUAAAUGUGUAAAAGCAUUCAAAUAUAUCUAAUAACAUAAAAAGGA